Salvelinus fontinalis (brook trout) is the source of this 2040-nucleotide messenger RNA. It is a transcript of the gene nsun5, whose product is annotated as NOP2/Sun RNA methyltransferase 5. Gene Ontology annotation, molecular function: methyltransferase activity. Gene Ontology annotation, biological process: rRNA base methylation. The record is from RefSeq and is a predicted model, not a curated record. The coding region runs from base 131 to 1711 and encodes 526 amino acids. The transcript has 10 exons. Lineage: Eukaryota; Metazoa; Chordata; Actinopteri; Salmoniformes; Salmonidae. Gene Ontology annotation, cellular component: nucleolus.
UUUUUUUCAGCAGGCCGUAAAGUAUAUUGUCCACUUGCGGAAACGUGGGUGUCGUGGAUAUAUUCAUGUACAUAGCUAAUGAUAAUACAUUCUCUUUUUUUUUUAAAUACGGUAAAUUAGUUUUGUAGCAAUGGCUUUGUACGCGAAAGCUGCCGAGAUUCUCGAGAAAGUGGAGAUGAAGCAGGCUACUGUAAAGACUUUGGUUUACGAUAGUAAAUUUCAGAAUAUCAAGCAGCUUUUUGCCCUGGUGUGUGAGACACAGAAGUUUUCAUCCAUCCUUCAAGAGAUCAUUGAGUCCACCAAGAUCCUCAAACAGACCAAGAUAAAAAUGAAUCUGGCCAAGGUUCUGGUGUAUGACCUGGUCAUCGGUAAGGGGCUGAAGUGUGGCGGGGCCUGGAAGGCGCUGAUGAUGAAACACCACUCUAGACUGCAGGCUGCCCUGGCCCGCAUGAAGAUCAAGCAGAAGGUCAGCCGCAACCAGGACCUGCUCUCCUCCAGUCUCCAGCAGCCUGAAGGCGAUCAGCUCCCAAGGUAUGUGCGUGUGAACACGUUAAAGACCACAGUGGAGGACGCCAUUGAUUACUUCAAGAGAGAGGGCUUCUCCUACUUGGGACAAGCCUACAGGCUCGAUGACCUGAAUCUGAAGGGGAAAUCCUUUGUGGGUGACCUGCACCUUUCAGACCUGCUGGUUUUCUCUCCAAAGACAGACUUCCAUGACCACAAUCUGUACAAGGCUGGCCACAUCAUUCUACAAGACAAGGCCAGCUGUCUCCCUGCAUACCUCCUGAACCCUCCUACAGGCAGCCACGUCCUGGACGCUUGUGCAGCACCAGGGAACAAAACCAGCCACCUCGCUGCCAUCAUGAAAAACAAAGGGAGGCUGUUUGCCUUCGACCUGGAUGCCAAGCGUCUCUCCACCAUGUCCACUCUCCUGCUCCGCGCCGGAGUCACGUGUCAGCAGCUGGCCAAUCAGGACUUCCUAAAGGUGGACCCGGAUGGGCCGCAGUAUAAAGAUGUGGAGUACAUCCUACUGGACCCGUCGUGCAGCGGAUCAGGGAUGGUGUGUCUGCGGGACGAGACCUCGCCCUCCCAAAAGGAGCAGGACAAGCGUCGUCUGCAGGCCCUGGCAGCGUUCCAGCUGCACUGUCUCAACCAUGCCUUGCGCUUUCCCCGUCUGCAACGCCUGGUGUACUCCACCUGCUCCAUCCAUACCGAGGAGAACGAGCAAGUGGUGGCCGCCUGCCUGCUGCAGAACCCAGGUUUCAGGCUGGUUCCACUGCUCCAGCAGUGGCCCGAGCGUGGUCUGGCUCCCCUCACAAAGUGUCUCCGAGCCAGCACCACCAAAACCCUCACCCAUGGCUUCUUUGUGGCCCUGCUGGAGCGACACACAGCACAGAGGCUAGAAGAGCAAGCCUCCGAAACACUCAAUCCGGUCGCUGAGAUGAGUCCAAGUAGUCCUUCUGCCAAUAAGGACAUACAUGAGGCCGAUAUCACAGAAGGUGGGGAUGAGGUUCAGGAGCCGAUGAGCACCACCAAGGAUAUGGACAUGGCUGAGGAAGCCAAACCCACAGAAACCUCAGGAGGAGUGAAGAAGAGGAGGAGGAAGAAAAAGAAAGAUGGGGAUAAGGAGGCUCUGAAGCCCAAAGCCACUGAGGAACAGACAAAUACCUCAGGAAGAGCAAAGAAAAAAAAGAAUGCUAAAGUGGAGUGAGACUGACCCUUCAAAGGAACACUGGCUUUGGGUGCCUUGGCGGUCAUUUAGACGAGCUAUAUUUUUGCCCUAACUCCAGUCGACAUCGAAGCUGGCUGUGCCACGUUGGGAAAGCUUAGUCAUAGUGACAAUGAUUGUCACUGCUGGAUUAUAGGUAGCCAAUCUAGACAUGGCAUUGCAUUUUUCUACCCAGUCAAGUUCUGAUAUUGUGGAGAGUACUGAAUCUUAUAAAACACCUUUGUAUUUGUCUGUUACUGCCAUUUGCCAGUCGGGCAGUCACUUGUACCCUUGACCAUGUGUAUUCCUUAAAUAAACACACAUCCAAUCUU